Hevea brasiliensis (rubber tree) is the source of this 624-nucleotide messenger RNA. Its product is annotated as zinc finger protein 3-like. Gene Ontology annotation, biological process: trichome differentiation; cytokinin-activated signaling pathway; trichome morphogenesis. Gene Ontology annotation, cellular component: nucleus. NCBI's taxonomy places the organism in Eukaryota, Viridiplantae, Streptophyta, Magnoliopsida, Malpighiales, Euphorbiaceae. The transcript has a single exon. Gene Ontology annotation, molecular function: transcription cis-regulatory region binding; DNA-binding transcription factor activity. The record is from RefSeq and is a predicted model, not a curated record. The coding region runs from base 1 to 624 and encodes 207 amino acids.
AUGCAAGAAGAUUCAAGAUCUGAAGACAGCUUCAGCAGCACCGUCACUUCUAAGUAUAGAGCUUUGUAUGCUUGCCCACACUGUUUUAAAGAAUUCGACAAUGGCCAUGCUUUUGCUGGCCACCAAAACGCUCAUCGUCUUGACAAAACCUCCUCAAGGUCAAGGAAAAUGGAUGCUCAGGCUAGCAUUUUAGGAUCAGUCUUAGAUCAUCAUUUACUCCCCUCCCAUUAUGACAAUAACCCACCACCACUUGCACCAGUGGGUGGUGAGGCUGCUGGGCUGCAGGGUCAUCCACCAUCAGGGGUUCAGCCUCCUCCUUCUGGGUUCGAUGUGCCUGUCCCUAGGUGCCCUCGAGGAGUUCUCAAAGUAAAGCCUAGGGCAAACAAUGGAUCUCCUUGCUGUCAUUCUUAUGAAGUGGGAAUGAUGAUGAAUAAGGUGGCACAGCGUGAGAAAGGAGCAGAUUCUGACUCUCAGAGAACCAUGAACGAUCCUCUGAUUAUGGUUUCAAGGAAAGACGAUGAUGGCUUUGAGAGAGAAGAGGAAUUGGACCUGGAGUUGAGGCUAGGUUUUAAUAAUAAAAAAGGUUUAGGAGGAGAAGGAAAAGGAGAUUUCCCUCUUCUCUAG